Messenger RNA from Aspergillus bombycis, 3498 nucleotides. RefSeq lists its product as uncharacterized. Bases 1 to 3498 code for a protein of 1165 amino acids. Gene Ontology annotation, cellular component: membrane. Gene Ontology annotation, molecular function: ATP binding; ABC-type transporter activity; ATP hydrolysis activity. NCBI's taxonomy places the organism in Eukaryota, Fungi, Ascomycota, Eurotiomycetes, Eurotiales, Aspergillaceae. Gene Ontology annotation, biological process: transmembrane transport. The transcript is spliced from 8 exons. The record is from RefSeq and is a predicted model, not a curated record.
AUGGGACAUGUGCGCCUCCCCUCGACUGGAACAGGCUUCCUGAUAGUCUUAAUUCUCCAUGUGUAUGCUUCUCGACAUAUAUUGUCAUGGACGAUCCGAUGGAUAACAACCCCCUAUCGGUCGCUGGUGCAGGUCUAUGAAGACCAGGAUGGGGAGGCUACACAACAGACCAUCGAACACGCUGCAAAAUGGGGCCUUCGUUUGGCCAUCCUGAUUAUCGCAACAGCUGGGUUGGCCAUAUUAGGGCUACGGAUGGGGCUUACAAUGCCUCAUAUAGAGUAUCCCGCAAAUGUGGCGUAUUGGAUGGAGUUCGGCAUCUGGAUAUGUGUUCUCAUCCAGAGCAUCGCCCUCACUGUUCCCGCCUCGUCCACUGAACAUUUUGCGGUUAGCUGGAGGACGGGGGCGAGUAGUCUUAUCGCACUCCUGAUCUGUCUCGCCCAAAUUUAUGCCGACUCCCACUUAGGCCACCUUGGAAAGGUAUACAUUGUACUUGCUGGUGCCCAGAUUGCCAUUAGUGUUGCAAUCGGCCUCCUCAGCUCGUUGAUUCCACGACGUCCGGAUGUUUUCUAUAAGGGUAUCAUGGUUGAUCGACAAUUCACCACCAGUCUGCUAGGCUGGGUCAGCUUUUCAUGGAUUGACCCAGUCUUGCGUGAAAGUGAACAUUCUAAAUGCUUAACUAUCGAUGAUUUGCCGGAGCUAGAUAAUAGCACGAGGGGAGAAACGUAUACCAUGGUGAUUACUAUCCUGCUCUCUUUCCUCAGCUUUGGCCCACAAAUAGCCUUAUGGCAGAUCCUGAAGCUGCUGGAAGCCCGAGAGUCCGGACAAAAUGCCGAUAUGCUUUGUGUUCCGGUUAUUGGCCUCGGCCUGUCUGUGAUGGGGUCUGCAACACUAGACACGUUGAAGUUUUGGAUCUCAUAUAACAAUCUAAGCCUUAGGGUGCAGCAGCAGCUAUCUCUCGCUGUCUUCAACAAGGCAGUUCAGCUGCAUCGAGCCUCAAGCUCUGACGAGGCGGGCAAGGACGAAACAAGUCCGACUCCAGUUAAUAUGGUUGCCGUCGAUGCUAGGAACAUAGCGGGGUUUUUCUGCUUUUUCUUCGUCGUAUAUGAAUCACCAAUCAAGCUGGUCAUUGCUUCCAUUUUCCUGACUCGGCUACUGGGCUGGCGGAGCCUGGUUGCUGGAGUCGCCAUCUGGGGCCUCCUUACUCUCUUCAAUACUUGGGCAGUUAGCAAGUAUUCUACCACGCAAGCAUCAUUAAUGCAGCAUCGCGACUGCAGGCCCAGAGCUGUGGUAGAGAUGCUUCGAGGAUCCGCCAGAUUAAGUUUUCCGCACUGGAAAGCCGGUGGGAGGAAAGAAUUCGUCAAUUGCGAGGCACUGAAAUCCGAGCCCAGUGAAUGUCUGGAUGCCGCCACGGCAUUCACAGCUUUGGCUGUUAUGAGCUCUCUUGAAAUGGCGAUGGGCAUACUACCGGAUAUCAUAUCAUUCUUCUUAAGUGCAAAAGUGAGUAUGAAGCGGGUCACAACAUAUCUAUCUCAGCCAGAGCGUUUCAGUAAAGUUAUUCCCGCCGAGCGGAUUGAACUUCAGGAUGCGACAGUUGCUUGGCCCGGGUGCAGCGGCACAGCCAGCACUUUGACAGGUCUAACUCUGUCAUUCCUCUAUGAUUCCCCGAGCAUUAUCACCGGACCAACAGGCUCCGGCAAGGGUCUUCUUCUUGCAGCGAUAUUGGGGGAAGCAGAUAUUUUGAACGGCAGUAUAUCGGCACCAGUACCAGUCUCGUUUGAGCAAAUCGCACAUGUUGGGCCCGCCGAUCCCUGGGUGAUAAACUCUGCAGUGGCAUUUGUUUCUCAGUCGAUGUGGCUACAGACAUCCACCUUGAGAGAAAAUAUCCUUCUUGAGUUACCGCUAGAUAAGGAGAGAUAUGCUAAGGUGAUCUUCGCAUGCGCAUUGGAGAAGGACUUGGAACUUCUUCCCCAAAGGGAUCAGACGGAAAUCAGUGCCAACGGGGCAAACCUCAGUGGCGGACAGCGCUGGCGUGUUUGUCUCGCUCGUGCCUUAUACUCACGGGCUCGUACGCUUCUGUUGGAUGAUAUCUUCAGUGCCCUGGAUGUUCAUACGUGCGAGCACAUCUCCCAUACUUUGGUCCAGCUUGAGAAUGGUGGUUUAAAGUCGGCAGAUAUACUACCUGAGCCGCAAGCAGCCCCUCAGCAACCACUGAUAUCGUCUAUCCAGCUAAAGGAGGAGCUAUUGUCAGCUCCCGUUGAGUCGCUGUACCCUGACAGAGGCUCCCUGGAAAGUGUAAACACCUCCAUUACCUCUGCAGCUGCCGAGAAAACCAGCAGGUGGGCUCCCAAUUCCUCUGAACGCAGAGUUGCUAGUACUUUCGCAAAAGAGGGGGGUAAUAUCUUCCAAUGGCUGUUUCUGGUUGUCUCGUUUAUCGGGUUCUCAGGGCUUAUGUUGGCUAAGUGGCAUGACAACACGCCCCUAGGACACGUGCUUAGUCGAUUCUCCGCUGAUUUCAAUGCUUUGGAUGCUCAAGUUGGAACCGAGCUUUGUGCUACAUUUGAGUACACAAUGGAUGUGGCUGCAGCAUUGAUUGCCGGCACCAUCGCGAAUCCCAUCCUCCUUAUUAUCACUAUAAUCCUCCUGACGAUGUACUUCUGGUGCGCUCGCCGGUAUAUCAAGGCAUCCCGACAGUUGAAAGACUUGGAAAACGACGCUAAAGGACCACUUCUCGAGGAACUUGAAAGCACAAUCAGUGGUCUGUCUUCUGUCCGGGCCUUUGGGCAAGUUGACGUUGCUGUACAAAGAUUUCAAGAUAAAGUGGGCCGCCACGCAUGCGCAUUUUGGCAUCUCUGGCUGCUCAACCGGUGGUUGGGCUUCCGAGUCAAUGUGAUGGGUGCUGCAUUUUCCGCUCUUUCCGCGGUGAUGGUGGCUUACCAUCCUGUGCUUUUCCGUGGAACGGUGCGGUCGAACCUUGAUCCUUUUGGCGAGUACGAUGACGCCGCCUUUGCCGGCGCACUGUGCAAGCCGUGGGAUGACCGCGAAUCUCUAGUCGAAGAAGGCGUCGACACGGAGCACGACUAUCUCCUCAUGGGGAAAAACACAGAAAGUCCGCUCGACCAGCCGGUUGCCGACUGUGGAGAGAAUCUCUCUCAUGGACAACAGCAGCUCCUUUGUCUUGCUCGAGCUAUCAUCCGACGUCCAAAGAUCCUUGUCAUGGAUGAGGCAACAUCCUCGGUUGAUAGUUCAACUGACGAUCUGAUCCAGCGAAGCUUACGCUCAGCCCUUGGCCAAUAUCAGACCACCUUCUUGGUUAUUGCUCAUCGGUUGAAGACAAUCGCUGACUCGGAUAUGGUGCUUGUCAUGGAUGAUGGGUUGAUUAUAGAAUCGGGCAGUCCGAAGGAGUUACUCCUUCGUGAGCAGUCAUGUUUCCGGAGCAUGCUGUAUCAGGAUCCGGAGCGGGAGAUGCUGGAAAAUAUCAUCUUAAAUGGGAUUGAAUGA